AUGGCAUCUCCCAGUUCUCCCGCCGCCAUGUCCGACAACGACGCCGAGCCCCCAAGCUCGCCUGGACACGGUGACAACAACAAGUCCUUCGCGCACGCAACCGAGGACGAAGACACGAGGAUGGCAGAAUCGACGCCUCAACCCGCUGAAAAGCGCAAAGGUCGCGGCUCUGGAAAGGUCGACUCUACACAUUCUGCAGCCCAGGCCGGCAAAAUUCGGCAUUUGAAAAAGAACGAUGGCGAGCCGCUGUGGCGUGAGGACAUUCAAUAUGACUUCCUCAAGGCAGUCUUUGACGAUGAGCACAAGGUCUUUACCAAUAGCUACGAAAAGGACCGGCUUGGCCCGCAAUGUUUCGCCGAUCUCUACAUCGACACCAUGUCCAGGAGCAGCAAGACCAGCAAGGUCCUGCGCGACAAGUUGCUCAGCGACCGGGAGGCCGCAAAGGGCAUGGCUAUGGUCUGCUUGCUGGUAAACAUCGGCCGGAUGAACACGACUCUGAAUUUCUUUCCUGAAAUGCGAGCUCAGCUGCGCACAUACCAUUCGAUUCCAUCACUCCAAGCCCAUCAAGACAGCAAUACGUACAAGCAAUUACAAGAUGCACCUCGGCUCAAGUCUAUCCUUAAGGGAGGAGCCGAAGACAGGGCUGAACCCAACUCUCUGGACCGUGUCAAGAGCCUGGACGUCCCCCGGACAAACCCGGUGAACCUCCUCUUUGUCAUUACGGCCAACGCGCCGAAGAUCGCCGAGAUGCAUUUUCCUCCGGACCAAGAGUUCCAAGACCUUGUCAUGAAGCCACAGUACACAUCCGCGUCGCGCGCCCGUGCCUUCCUGUGGAUGAUGUGGUUCUACUUGGAAUCGGAUUUCACCGAGGAGGGCUGCGAGGAGAACCCAUUCGGUGCAGGUGUGGAUUACGGUUUAGACGUUGCCAACCAAGGUGUUCCGAGGCUAGAGCUGAUCAAGCCCGGCGACCCACCGGAGAACGUGGAUACGCCCGAGGAGCGCGAGUUCGGCGAGGAGAAGAAGCGAAUGCGUGCCAAAAUUAUCGAUGCUGACAAGGCUUUCGUGACGGACACUCAGAGCAAGCGCGGCGCACGGCCGAGGGUCUUUAUGCCUAACGGGCCAGACGAGAUUCUCGCCGCUGGCAGCCCCGCCGUGCUCCCCAGAAUGCGACCCUCGCGGCACGAGUCGGACAUGGACAGCACCCGGUCCACUCCUCCUCCGAGAGCAACGCCACGACAGCUCGCGGGUCCGGUUGGAUCUGCUGCAGCCAAGAGGCCGGGUGCAGCGCUCAAGUACCAGAUAUUCGAGGGGGCAUCGUCGCCCGCUCCGCCUGAACCGAAAGAAAUCGGUGGAACGGGUCGCAAACCCCGGCCUCCCACAGCACAUCAGAUCGCAGUGGAGCACAACCGAUCGGCCCGCGUCAAUCACAUCCUGGAUCGUGGGGUGCGUAAGCAGCACCACUACGCGCGUAAGACGCGGCGACUAGAUGGUGCCAUCUUCCGCGCCGUCUGCAGACUGCGAGCUGGGCCCGACGCAGACCACCCUGCCAUGCCGGAUCCGGUCGAAGACAGCGAGGGCGAGGAGACGCUGAUUGAACACCAAAGAAUAGCAGCUGCUGGCGUCAGCCACCCAGACCCGGCGUUGCACUGCGCCGUUAUUGGUGGAAAGAAGACCCCGUACAGGGCGCGCGGCUUCGGGGGUCUGUGUCCGCUUGUGCACGAGGAGGACGACUAUGGCGAGGAGGCGGCGUCAUACGCAGCUGCUUUCCGGCGGGCUGCCAGGCGGCUCGAGAGGUGGGGUCUUUCGGGCGCAGAAGACAGCACAGUUACGCAUGUCCCAACCAUCAAGAGGAAGCGUUUGGCGCCGCCGCCCGACGCGACGACCAACGGUCAAGACCCCAACGAGACUGAGGACGACGGCGAUGCGACGAUGAUGGCGGGCGCAGAUGACUCGAUCAUGGGUGAUGAGGAUGAAAGCUUCCAGAUCGAUCACAACUCGGCUUUAACGCCGAGAGCGCAGAUCCGGCGGCGGAGAGGUGGAGCCCGGGGCGGAAGCAACCUCGCCAAUGGUGUCGCAAAGAGGAGGAUCACUGCCAGUCCGGCCGGUGCAAAUAGGCGCAGCAAAAAGCCAGCCGUUAAUGGCACGGGGCCAGCACGACUGUCCAAGCUCAGAGACACAGGAGAGGAUGCCGACGAGCUGGAGGAUGUGGACAAGUUGCUGCUCGGCAUGGCUAGUGGUAGUGAUGGGGAGGGUGAUGGUGACGUGGAUGGUGAUGCGAUGGACGGGGUAGAAGCCGAGGGCGAGGCUGAAGAGGACGGUCUGGACGACUUGGACAAGACGUUAUUGGGGAUCGGCGAUGAGGGUUCUGACUCGGAUUAA
This is a messenger RNA of Pyricularia pennisetigena, 2379 nucleotides long. RefSeq lists its product as uncharacterized. The transcript is spliced from 2 exons. Bases 1 to 2379 code for a protein of 792 amino acids. NCBI's taxonomy places the organism in Eukaryota, Fungi, Ascomycota, Sordariomycetes, Magnaporthales, Pyriculariaceae. The record is from RefSeq and is a predicted model, not a curated record. Gene Ontology annotation, cellular component: Ino80 complex.